Balaenoptera acutorostrata (minke whale) is the source of this 374-nucleotide messenger RNA. RefSeq names its product DENN domain-containing protein 5A-like. The record is from RefSeq and is a predicted model, not a curated record. The transcript is spliced from 3 exons. Bases 6 to 347 code for a protein of 113 amino acids. NCBI's taxonomy places the organism in Eukaryota, Metazoa, Chordata, Mammalia, Artiodactyla, Balaenopteridae. Gene Ontology annotation, molecular function: guanyl-nucleotide exchange factor activity; small GTPase binding.
UCUGCAUGCUUGAAGGUUCUUUGGGCUUGAUCUUGAAGGCAAAGUUCACAUCAGCUCCUUGUAGAAUGCAGACAUAUUACCAGAGACUGAUGACUGUGGCGGAGACAAUUACAGCUCUCCUGUUUCCUUUCCAGUGGCAGCAUGUCUAUGUUCCUAUUCUCCCAGCUUCUCUCCUACAUUUCUUAGAUGCUCCUGUGCCAUACCUGAUGGGCUUGCAUUCCAAUGGCCUGGAUGACCGGUCAAAACUGGAGCUGCCUCAAGAGAAUUACCAAGAGAACUGGUCUACCUCUUUUGGUCAUUUUGUGGCUUGUAUGAAACUAGCUGGGGGAAGGCCUUCCCUACUCUGAAUUUCGUAGUCAAUAGAAAGGCCUGGG